UCAAAACAAAGUUGUGUUUUUGCCCCUAUUAAUUGGCAAUUAUUUUAAAUCUAAUAUGAGCAAUGGCUCUUGCUAAAUCUAUAUUAAAAGCAAUUAGUUCAUGCAACCUCACUGGUGUAGCAAACAACAUAGAGGAUGUUUUGAAAGGAGAUGUUACUGCACUGGACAACAAAGUGCUUCAAAAUCACAUUUCAUGCAUACAGACAUGGAUGCAUGCCCUUGUUUCUCAUCUGGCAAGUGUGUGUGAGAAAAGGAGAUUGGCUCAAGCACUUGAAAUUUCCGUAACCUGUAGCAAAUACUACACAAAAUAUAUGGACCAUGUUCCCCCAGACAAAGCCAGCCUCGUGCCACAACUGUUGUGCAAAAUUGUGGAAGGUGUAGCACAGUCAAAGGAACACAUUGUUGCCACCUUAAAGCUGUCCGAAGAUCUAAUAGUUAUGUUGGAACACUAUAAUGUAUACAGGAAAUUUGAAAGUGGUUCAUCUUUCUUGUUCGCCUGUUUGUGGAAUGCCUCUGUCGCUCUCUUCAAAUCUGGCUGUUCAGAAAAUGAUUUUCUGAAUGAACUCCAGCUGAGAAAAUGUGCAGUCACUUUCUUGAUGCAGUGCUACGGAGAGCAUAGCAAAGCUUUGGAGAAGGUUUCUCGUGUCACUGCAUUUUAUCACAAGAACGUGAAAGAACACCCAGAGUGGGCAACCACUUCAUCUAUAGAGAUUGUUGUGGAUUUUUUUGAAGAUUUAUUUUAUACAGCCAAAAGAUCGAUAGCGGAUUCAGCCGGUAUUGAAGAGGAACAGGAUGAGAUAAGAGUUUCGGCUCUCGGCUUAGAAGUGAACUUUGUGGAUUUUUGUUUGAAGGUAUCGGAAGUAGAAAGAGCAGAAAAUAUGAUCUCAAAUCAGUCCGAGAAAUUUAACCAUUCACUUAUGCCCCUAUUGACAAGAGUUUUAAAGCUGUAUGUUUCCUUACACAAACUAGGAGAAAACAGUUCAUCAUCAUCAGAUUGCAAACUUGGCUUGGAUUUGGAAAACCUUGGUACUGAAAUAGGACAAUUUGCUAAGGAGAAACGUCUUUUUGAAGAGGAGUACGUGCUAGCUCUGUGUUUAACACAGAUAGUACAGAAUUGUGGUCGUAAAGUUUCGAAACGAUUUGCAUCUGAUCUGACAGGCAUUAAAGAUCUGACCUAUUUUAUAAAGCAAGCACAGUGUGUUGUGGGAAAUUGUGUGGAACACUUUGAAAGAAUUGGUCAAGCAGAUAAGGCGGAUGAUGACAUGGUGUCUAAGCUACAAACGUGGAGCUGUCAACUGUACUUCAGAAGGCUGCAGAUGCUCAUGACUCUCACACUAGCCACAGAAAAAAGCAAGGAGGAAGGGGAAGCUAGUCAAGAAUUUCUCAAGACCUUCUGGUUGUUCGAAGAAAGUCUGAACAAGUAUAAAAUGCUUCCAGCGAGUUACAUAAACUCGUACAGACAGAACAUAGCUGAGUGUUUGAUGGCACCCAUGGCAAACCAUGCAAGUGUGUACAACCAGUAUUCUAACCAGGCCAUCUACUGUAAAAUCAGUGUCAACCAGAUGGGGAAAUGUGGCAAAAAGGCAAGCCUGCAAAUGUACGAAAUGCAGGUUCUUGCUACAGAGAAAGGACGUAAAUGGUUAGAGGGAAGUACGUUAGCCGUUGAAACAUUGAUGGCUUACCCAGCAGGCCUCACAACUGUCACAUACUGCUGGGCUAAGCUAAAAUUGAGCGCAAUUUCCUUGGAGCAGGAUGAAUUCAGGAUGACGACCUUUUUAUCAGCUGUGAAAAGCGUGCACGAAUCCCUCCCUGGUAGCUUGACGGAGAAAGACGUGUUGUUUGCUGAGUACCGGAAUCUCCUGCAGGGAACCAAGCGAAACUUUGAAGCCGAGUUCUACGUGCUGUCUGAAUGCCUUGACAUUGAACUCUUGGACAAUGAGCGAGCUGAGGUCUUGAUCGAAGUAGCAGAGAGCAUGUUGGUUAAUGGCACAUCAUAUAAAGACAGGUCAGUAGAAGAUAUUGCAGAAGAAGCUAAAAUGCUGAUUGGUGAGUCACCAACUGCUGAGAUGAGCCUGCUCCUGGGACAUUACUACUUUAUAAAGUACCUCCUCCAACACAACGCAGACAUCAAUGAUAAGACAAAGCAGGUUAAGCUUGAUGUAGGGGUCGAGGGUGUCUCUAUGUUUAACUCAAAUCGCGAGAUGAGGGAGCUAGUGCCACUUUCAACCCAGGAGAAGUACCUAGCAAACAUCACAAAGGCCCUUGAGCUCUGGGAACAAGGCGCUAAUCAUUGGGCAUCUACGCAAGCAGUAUCCAAAUACUUGCAACAACACUGGGAAGUCAUCUUGCAGUGCGGCAUACGACUCAACCUUCUGCUACAGCCAGAGUUGGCUGUCCGGACAAUGAGAGUAGCCCAGGGCAUAGCAUGCCAACAAAAACUUAAGAAGGGGGUUACGGAGACAACAAUUCACCUGGCAUCCAGUCUCAUUCUGCAAGGGCAAUAUGCAGAGCCACAUGAUAUCCUGUUUGGUCGUGGGCUAGAUGAAGCAAACAAACAACUGCUGCUUGUCAGGGCUCAGUAUUUUAUGUACACAGGACAGAGAGAAAAGGCAGUUCAAAGUCUGGAAGGCUACCUUAAGGGGGACCAAUCAGUUGGUACAACAGCAACCUUGUUUGAUGGCAUUGCACGUCGCCUUCUGUCCAUGUGCCUGUGUUUUUGCGUGAAUUCGAUUACAGCAAAGACAAAUGGCGUGAAUUCAGACGGAGCAAAGACAGAUGGAGUGAAGUCAGACAUAAGGAGUUCAGACGGAACAAAGUUAGAUGGAGUGAAUUCAGAUGGAUUGAAGUUGGGCAAGGUUCAAGGGGUGGAUGGAUCAAACACAGCGUGUCAUUUACUGAGUCUGGCGUACGAGGGCAUGCACCAACAUCUGUCUGUCUGUGACUGGGUGCUAAAAGGGCAUAAAGACAAGAAGAUGGACUUAUGGUACUUCCAAUAUGAGCUCGUUCUGUCACUGUACCACUUGUGUCAGCUCUUCCGAAUGGUGGGAAUGCCUCGGGACGCUUUCUGCUUUCUUUCCAUAGGAGUACGCCUCACCGCCCAUCUCUGCCUUCCAGCCUGGUGCUGUCUCUUCUUAGCUGAGAAACUCCAGGUCCACGGAAUGGAGGCAAACUUCUCCAAAGCAAUGACGGUUUUAGAUCCCAUGUUUCGUGUGUUUGAUAUUAACACAGACUUCAGCUCGUUGGUGAAUGAAGCUGAGGAUGAGGGUAAAACUGCGGACGAAACUGAGAAAAAGGUGGAAAAUACCUCCAAGACUCCGGCAAAUAAGAAUGGAGCUCAGAAUCAAGGGAAAAAAGAUAAAAGAACGCCUGAGAGAAUAGGACAUUGUACCGAGCUAAGCUUGGAGAUCAAAGAGAAGCUCGAAAAGUUACAGCCACCUGAUUGUAGCUGUUUGAAAGAGGUAGAUAAAAAGAAUCAUUUGUGCUGCUCUGCUGUUGAGCAUAGACUGUGUAUAAUCUCUGGAGUGACUCUAGCUGACUUCAUGAAACAGGCAGGUCUACCACAAAAAUCUGCUUCAAUCUUAAACCAUCUGAACAACUCCUAUGACAUUUUUAGAAAAGGUCCUUACUUGAAUGCCAAACCAUUUCUUGAAAAGGAAGAGGAUACAAGGCAAGGCAUAUUGAAUGGGAGAGGUUUUAAAAAAGAUCAAGAACUGUUUUCAUCCUGUUUAACAGCCACUUGCAUCAUGGCGGAAUUGCAUUUGAACAGCAAAGACUUCAGUGCAGUGAACAGUUUGUGGAAAAUGACACAGGAACUUGACAAACAGGGAUUUCUGACAAAUGUUUUGCAUGGAACAGUGUUGCUAUCGCGACUGGCUCUCUGUGAGGCAUCCAGUGUUCUUCUAUCUCAGGUACGGAACAGCCAAGUGCAGAAUUCCAAACUUCAAACAAACUUGGAAAGCAUGAUGACAGACAUAGAGCCUCUUUCUUCCAAGAAAACUCUCUUUAAUGAACCUGUAGAGGUUGAUGAUGUUGAUGAAGCAAAAGAGGACAAUGAUACUGCUACUGCUGACAAAGCUACUCUUCAAAAGAAGGUCAUGUUUGAUGAUGCAGCUAAGAAAGUGGAAGAUGAAAUAAAAUCUGAGAAGAAAGAUUCAGCAUCUGUGAAAGCAGACAUUGGUAAAACUACAGCUGCAAAAGUAAAGGCUACACCUCUUAAGCAGAAAAAAGUAGCUGAUGUUUUGGCCACACCAAAAGUAUAUUCACAAUUAGUGAAUGUGUUUGCUAGUACAAAGAAAGUCAAACCAGCAGCUUCAAGUAUUGCUCAAACCCCAGCCACAAGGAUCAGAGACUUGAAUGAACUCAUUGCUAGUGAUGAUGAGGAAGAUGUAUUUUUCCCAAAGAAACGACCAAUUACUCCGUCAGUAUCCAAGUCGUUGAAAGCAAAGACUGAACCAAGAAACAGGACCAUCAAAUCAGAAAAAUCAACUCUUCAAGGGACAAAAGCCAACCUGGCUUGCAAACUGAACUUCAUAUAUCAGGAUGAUGAUGGCAAUGAGAGUGAAAAACAGGAAACAAAAGAUUCAAAAAGAAAGUUUUUCAAAAGUAAGCAUACAAUACAUGAAGAAAAAGAGCAUGAAGAAGAUAAAGAAAUUACAGAAGUGAGCGAAAAUAUACAAGAUGAGUUCACAGUUAAAAAAGAUGUGUAUGACAUCAAAUUAGAAUUGUUCAAAGAUAUAAAAACCUCUCAACAGACUGUAAAGCCAGCUAAACAACCUUCAAAAGGUCGAAAAGGAGUGAAGAAGUCUGUGAAUAAAUCUGCUCAAGAAGCUGUGUCCAUCAUAAUUAGUUCACCUGAUGCUGAUCCUUCAGAGGUUGUGGCAACAGAUACAAACAGUGAAGAGAAAGUGACAACAUCAAACACACAAAAUGAAAACAGUAUUAAAGAUAAAUCCAAGAUUGAAAUUGAUGUGUAUGACAUUGAAACAGAGCUAUCGCCAGCUGUGAAACAAAAUCAGAAGUCAGUAAAGUCUGUGAAAGGAUCAGCCAGAGCAGGGAAGAGAACUGUGAAGAAAAAAGAAACUGUAAAAGAGACUAAGGGUUUGGUUGACAGUGACACUAGCAUUAGCUGUGAGACUGGCUCAAACAAGGGAAGCACUAAGAAAACAAAAGUCACCAAGAAAGCAGCUGCAAAAGAAACAAUAAGUCAGUCAGAGCAAAAGAAGGCUGAUAAAGAAAAUAAAGAUACUUUAAAUGUUCCUGAAGCUGUUUCUGAAAAAAAGAAAGUAGUAAAACCGGUUAAAAGAGUAACAAGAAGUGCUAGGAGUAGGAAAACGGAGGAACCUGAAAGUGUUAGAAUGCUUAACCCAGGCGCGGAGCUAGGUAAGGGGAAUUUGGAAUUGAGAACAUUAGAUGCUGAAAGUGAUGUUGAUCAUCAAGAUGCGAAAAGUAAUGGAGAUAGUUACAUUGAUCUUUGUAUUGAAGGUGAAGAGGAAUUAUUAGAUGAUAUAUGUUUACCUAAUAUUGGAAAUGAGAUAGGAUUAAGUCCUGUUGAAAUUAUUAGAAGUCAUGUACAUGGUGGUGGUAGAAUUGACAUGAGUUUGGAACCGGGAAAGGAUAUUGCACAUGAAUGUGAUGAAAUUGAAAGCAUGAGAAGUGAUGUAAAAUCAGGUGGGAAAGCAGCAAGAGGAACAUUAGCAAAAGCUAAAAAGGACACAGUAAUCCGAAAAAGUGAUAGAAAGAGCAAAGACAAGGUGAAUUCAAAUAAAAAAGUUGGUGCAGACAAUCAGCAUGAUGUGGAAGAUGAUAUAGGUGAGGAUAGUAGUAGAGAAAGCAUGAGAAGUGGUCGACUGUGUUCUACACAGGGUAUGAUGGAGAAACUGGGCUUUAUGGAACUACUUGAUGAAGGGGCCAAUGCUGAACCAUGUGUGGCGAAUGAAGGUGAAACCAGUGCAGAAAUCUUUAGCACACUCGAGUUCCUUUACAACCAAAUGAGCUGCCGUCCUCCAAGCCCACAGCAUGCAGACCUUUGUAACCUGUUAGCUUAUCACCACUUCGAGCGGGACACUGUAAAGGCUGCAUUCUACUUGAGCGAUGGACUGGCAGUCACCUUCAGGCAUCAGCUGCUGCUUAACCAAACCAAGAAAAUGAGGAGAGUGAAGUACAACGAGAAUGACGGCGAAGUAAAGUUUCCCCCAUCCAUGUCAUUCUCGGCUUUCUUCAACCAGAGGUCUGACAGCGUAGAGACCAUGAUUUCAUCUAUACCCUCUGAGUGGAGUGUGGUUCAGGUGUCCGUGGUGAGUGCUGGGUUGUCAUGGAAACAGAUGGUCGUCACACGGUUUACACGAGACAACAAACCUCUGGUCCUCAAGCUUCCAGCAUUUAAUACCAAGAAGGGAAGUCAGGUGGUUGAGGACUUCAUAAAGAUCAAACAGAGUGUCCACAUGCUGUGGGGGGAGAAGGACCGGGACAAGUGGUGGAAAAAACGCUUCCAGUUUGAUGAGCAACUCAAGAGUCUGGUGUCCUGCAUGGAGAACCUGUGGUUUGACCACUGGCGGUGCGUGCUGGCCCCGCGAGAACACAGUACAGCAACAUUGGAACUGGUGCAGUCAGAGUUGAAAGCAAUCGUAGGGUCAGUGGUGGAUACUUCAAUCAUAGAGUUCCUUCUGUUGGCAGCCAAACACCUGGUAAAGGGGGAGUUGGAGAAAUGUUGUCUCAAGUUGAUCCCCAGUGUUGAUAUUGUUAUAAAUGGUACAAUCUCCAUACUGAAGAAGCACAAGACUUCCACAAGCUCUGUGAAUCCUCAUCUUGUCCUCAUACUGGAUAAGACUGUGCAGCAGCUACCAUGGGAAACCCUGCCGCUCCUGAACAAGAUGUCCAUCACCCGAAUGCCGUGCCUCUCCUACCUGCACUCACAACUUUCCUACCUCCAGUCACUGGAGAGCUCAGUGUAUUCAAGGGGAAUAAACAUGCGCAAUACAUCCUACUUCCUGAAUCCAGGAGCUGAUUUGAAGAAUUGUGAGACCACAUUCGAGAAGUGGUUUGAAGGGGAGAAGGGGUGGGUAGGUGUGUCCGGCAAGCCCCCGACAGAGGCACAGUUUGUUGAAGCCAUCACGAGCAAAGACAUGCUCCUUUACAUUGGUCAUGGUAGUGGUGGCCAGUAUUUGGGCUAUGAUGAGAUUGAGAAGCUGACCGGGCAGGCGCUGGUUGUGUUGAUGGGUUGCAGCAGUGGGCAACUACAGGCCAAAGGUCAACUGGAACCCGCAGGCAUGAUGAUCAGCUAUUUCCUGGCAGGAUGCCCUUGCAUGAUGGGAAACCUAUUUGACGUGACAGACAAGGACAUAGAUAAAUUCACAGAGGAGUUCCUGAAACUGUGCAUGGCAGCGAAACCAGGCACAUACAUUCCCCUGCUCAUGCAGAAGGCCAGAGAGGUGUUCAAGAUGAAAUAUAUAAACGGAUGUGCACCCAUUAUGUAUGGAUUACCCAUGUUCAUCAGCAAGAAUUAAGUUUGAGUCUUGUUUCUGCCAAGACAAAGUACAUUUACAGUAACGGUUGUGAAUGGGUCGUGUAUGGAAAUGCUAUGUUUUAAGCAGACUGAAUCUUACUACGGUGUAUGCCGAGAUAAAAUGUAGUUAUGACAACAGUUGUUGGCUAGUUCUGUAUUGAUUUCCCAUUUUUAAGAUUGUGUCCAUGUUCCAAGAUAUAUGAUGUUUAUUUGGAUGAAAAAUGUUCAGAACAACAUGCCAAAGCCUAUGAUACAAGAUCCAUAUUAAGAUGCAAAUUUGCGCAUGUUUAUCCGAGAAAACUGGUGUUCAGAUCAUGCCAACAUUUCAUGUAGUAAUGUUGACAGGUUAAAUUUUGUGAGGUUUUAAUAUUUAUCACUUUUUGUGCAAAUCAUUCUGAUUCUGAAUUAAAAAAAGAAAAUGAAAUAAAAAUGAAAUAUAAUUUGAUGAUAUCUGCCAAUGAUUAAUUCAGUGCUAUAAAUUUUUACCUUGUAAGAUUGCCCCCAAAAUAUCGCAAAAAAAAAUUACUGUGAGUUUUAAACAGUCUACCGUCAGUGAUCUGAGCCAGUAAGUUAUAAUGUGUCCUUGGUCAUAAUUGGAUUUUAUUUAUGUAUUAUGUAUAUCAGGGAUGUCUUCAUAUAUACAAGUUAUUGAUCUUGCUCAAACAUAAUAGGACACUACUGAGGACAUAGCUCCAUGAAAAUGUGGUAAAGCUCCAUGAAAAUAUGGUAAAUUUCCAUGAAAAUGUGGUAACGCUCCAUGAAAAUGUGGUAAAGCUCCAUGAAAAUGUGGUAAAGCUCCAUGAAAAUGUGGUAAAGCUGUAUGAAAAUGUGGUAAAGCUCCAUGAAAAUGUGGUAAAGUCGUUAUGACAUAUCUCACAUUCUGAAGCUGCAUUGACAGCAUUGUAGUUUGCCACCAACUCAUAAAGGUGUCAUCAAUUUUGUCAUUGUCUGUAAUUACUAUUUCCUUAUUAUAGAAGUAUGUACUUUUGCUUUGAUUUCAUGUGUAACUAGACAUUGAUUCUUGUAUAUGUAACAUUUGAUACUGUACUGACUAUACUGAAUGAAAUUAUAUAAAUGAUAUUUAAAUGAAAUGGACAGUAUUUGUUUUUGCAGGCCUUCAAAAUUGUAUAGCUGUAGAGUUACAUGUAAUACUUGUGUGUGUUUCACAAUCAUAAUUUGUGAAUGCAUUAACACAAAUUGAAUCAUAAUUCAUUAUACAUAUUUAGUGCUGUGAUGUUUUUUUAAUUAACCAUAAACAUUUGACCGCAACUUCAAUUAUUGCUUAUACCACUUGUUUAUACAAAACUUAAAAAGCAUUUUAUAAACAAUAUGGAAGAGCUUCAAUAUACUUCAUAUAUCAUGUUAGUUACCAUUCAGGGCUAUUCUAGUAAAACAUAUAACCCACAGGGGGAAGGCAUUUAUUUAAAUGGUAUAAAGGAGGCUCCCCUUUUCCCCUAAUUUGGACCCAUCUAGGGUAAAUUUGCUUCUGUAGGGGGUGGCAUAAUUUAAAAUUGCCUUCCCCUCGGGGGUUAUAUGUUUAAAUGGAAUAGCCCUCAUUAAAAAUCUUUGGAAGUUCAUAGCAGGAAUAUAAAGCAAUCAAACAGCCAUAAGUCCAUUUUACACACCAUAAUUACCAUGUUUGAAAAUAACCUAAUCAAACCCUGUUGGCUCAACUUUAAGCGACUGGCCAAACUGUUUCAAGCCUUGGGAAAUUCUAGCAAAACGAGAAUGCUUAACAUUCAGUUUGAGCCAGCAAGGAAAUAGAGCACAGCAAGUUAGAGCCAAUGGAGGUCGACUGUACUUGUAUACUAGAACAGUAGAACUACAUGUACAAGUACUGAUUCUGAUUUUUUAUGUCACAUAUUGCACAUUGUUACUGGUACUAUUAAGUAACAGUAGUGUGUUUUUCAGGUAUUCACUUGUAGAUUGUUUCUGUAAAUAGAUGGUAUAAUGUUUAUAAACAUUUGUUUUGUACUGGUCUGUCUUGUAUACAAAUA
This is a messenger RNA of Mya arenaria, 9498 nucleotides long. RefSeq lists its product as uncharacterized. Gene Ontology annotation, biological process: meiotic chromosome separation; proteolysis. NCBI's taxonomy places the organism in Eukaryota, Metazoa, Mollusca, Bivalvia, Myida, Myidae. Gene Ontology annotation, cellular component: nucleus; centrosome; cytoplasm. Gene Ontology annotation, molecular function: cysteine-type endopeptidase activity. Bases 63 to 7502 code for a protein of 2479 amino acids. The transcript is spliced from 26 exons. The record is from RefSeq and is a predicted model, not a curated record.